AAAAAAUUAAAGACAAUAUGCCCCAAUUCACCACCCUAUAUAAUCUUUACCCAGGCCUUAUCACUGCUAAAAAACACAACCUUAUUUCUCCACGCAUGGGUGAAGUCUCAACCCACAAGCGAGAGCGAGAGGGCUCCGACGAGUUAUGGGACUCGCCGGAGGAGAAGCGCGUGCGGUCUGAUCUUUUAUUCUGCAUCUUUGACGAUGACACCGAUGACGGAAGUGAGGAUGGCCUUGCUUUUGUCAUGAAGAGCCUUGAGGAAGAGAUUGGACUACCGUCCCCAAUAGACCCUCAGCAGUCGGAGGUACCCUUCGUCUCCGGCGAUGCACAACAGAAAGAACUAGGAUACCUUCUUGAGGCCUCCGACGACGAGCUUGGCCUACCGCCGACGGUGGCCUCCUCAGAGGAGGGUGGUUCGGAGGUUAAAAAGGUUUGCGGCGACAUGGAUGCCGGAUUUGGCCAGAUCUGGGGCUUGGCUGAUGAAUUGCCGGAGAGCUUCGAAGGCUUUGACUACACUUCCUUUCGUCCUGAUGAGAGUCAAUCUUUUGCUGGCGAAGAUGUGGGCUUUUUAGAAGGAGAGCUGUUCGGUUACACUGAUGUGGUCUACCCGCUGUCCGAUAUUGCCGAGCCAUCGUGGCGGCCAGAGUCCUUGCCAGCAGUUUAGUUGAUUCACCGGAAAUCUUUAAAUUUUUCUUUUUAGCUUGUAGGUUUCUUUUUUGGAACAGGGGCAUGUGUAAAUUUUAUAAAUGAUGAACCUCAGAGCAAAACAUUUUAAUUGACAUUAGUGAAUACCACGGUUUGACGUCAGCAAUCUCAUUUUUUGCGUCUUUAU
Phalaenopsis equestris is the source of this 833-nucleotide messenger RNA. RefSeq lists its product as uncharacterized. NCBI's taxonomy places the organism in Eukaryota, Viridiplantae, Streptophyta, Magnoliopsida, Asparagales, Orchidaceae. Bases 18 to 665 code for a protein of 215 amino acids. The record is from RefSeq and is a predicted model, not a curated record. The transcript has a single exon.